CCUCCGCUCAGUACCUAUCAGACGGGACUCCAGUAUAGUCAGUCGUCCACUGCUCUCGUGUGAUACAUGUAAAAGUGAAACGAUGUCUCUGUUAAGUUUGCUCCUAGCGGGGCUUGCGGUAGUGGCUACCGCCGUGUAUCUCUACAUCAGAAGUCGUCACCGGUUUUGGUUGAAUCGAAAAUUCCCCUGCGCUCGCGACCCACCGCCAAGUUUCCUGUUCGGUCAUUUCAAGGGAGCAAUUACAAGUCAGCACGGAGCCUACAUCAAUCAACAGCUCUAUCAGGAAUUCAAACACAGAGGCGAACGUUUCGGGGGUUAUAGUUUUUUCGCGAUUCCAUCGGUAAUCGUGGUCGAUUUGGAACUAAUCAAAUCAAUUCUGGUGAGGGAUUUUAAUGUCUUCCACGAUCGAGGUAUAUACAACGAUCCCGAAACGGAUCCUCUCUCCGGACAUCUAUUCAUGCUGGAGGGCGCGCAGUGGAGAUCGAUGAGAAAGAAGCUCACUCCGACCUUCACGUCCGGGCGCAUGAAAAGUAUGUUCGAAACAAUUGUUAGCGUCGCGGAGGAAUUCAGAAACUACAUGAUCAACAACUAUGACCGGCAGCCGGAGAUGGAAAUGAAGGAUGUUUUGGCGAGGUUUACCACUGACGUGAUUGGAAGUUGUGCCUUUGGGUUAGAGUGUAACACAUUAAAUAAUCCCGACUCGGACUUUUUAAAGUAUGGCAGAAAAGUGUUCGAUCAGGACUUUAGUGGACUUGCAAAAUUUGUAUUUGCAUCACUGUUCAAAAAUCUAGCGCGUAUUUUUAAGGUAAAGCUAACCGACGAAGGAGUGGAGAAAUUUUUCAUCGGACUCACGCGAGAGACUGUUGAAUAUCGCGAGAAAAAUAAUGUACAGAGAAACGAUUUUCUCAAUUUGCUACUUCAAAUUAAGAACAAAGGAGAGUUGAUAGAUCACCCGGAGGAAGGAGCGGAUCAGGCUGACGUGGGUCUCACUAUCAAUGAAUUGGCGGCACAGUGUUUUGUAUUCUUUGUAGCUGGAUUCGAGACGUCGUCGACGACUAUGAACUUUUGCAUGUAUGAACUGGCGAUGAAUCCGGAUAUUCAGGAGAAAUUAAGAAGUGAAAUAGAAAAUGCGAUCACCGCCAAUAACGGUCAAAUCACGUAUGAUUUGGUGAUGGGAAUGCAGUAUCUGGAUAACGUUGUAAACGAAACGCUGAGAAAAUAUCCACCCCUCGAGGGUCUAAACCGGAUACCGCUGGUCGACUAUCAGAUUCCCGAUUCCAAGCACGUUAUUCCAAUGAACACAAUGGUCAUAAUUCCGGUAUAUGCAGUGCAUCACGAUGCUGACAUCUACCCCGAUCCGGAACGGUUCGACCCCGAUCGGUUCCUACCGGAGGCAGUACAGUCGCGUCAUCCUUACAGUUUUAUCCCGUUCGGAGAAGGACCGCGAAUCUGUAUCGGGCUUCGCUUUGGAGUGAUGCAAACCAAAAUCGGAUUGAUCACACUGUUGAGAAAUUUUAGGUUUUCGCCUUCUUCGCGGACACCAGCAAGGAUAGCGUUCGACCCGAAGUCGUUUGUGUUGUCGCCAAUCGGUGGAAAUUAUCUUAAGGUGGAAAAGAUUGCUGCUUGUUGAUAAGAUAAUGGUUUUGUUAUUAUCAUGUUGAAUAAAAAAGAUUAGGAGCGGUUUUUAUUACCGUGAGUAUCUAA
Messenger RNA from Topomyia yanbarensis, 1704 nucleotides. Its product is annotated as probable cytochrome P450 6a14. NCBI's taxonomy places the organism in Eukaryota, Metazoa, Arthropoda, Insecta, Diptera, Culicidae. The coding region runs from base 83 to 1630 and encodes 515 amino acids. Gene Ontology annotation, molecular function: heme binding; monooxygenase activity; oxidoreductase activity, acting on paired donors, with incorporation or reduction of molecular oxygen. The record is from RefSeq and is a predicted model, not a curated record. The transcript is spliced from 2 exons.